CGCCACCCACUCCCAGCCCAUGAUCCCUCCCCUCCCCCACGAAUCCCACUUGGGACCCAUCACCGCCGGAGGUGCUGUCAGCCCUAGGGGACCCCUUCCUCUGGGGUCCGGAUGUGACGAGCGCCGACUUCCGCCUCCGCGGCCUGAGAGAGGCGAGGCCCUGCGUGUGGGAAGCCGGAUUCAGGUUGGCGGAGGGAAGGAGCCCAGGCCCGGCAGCCAGGCGUGCAGGGUCGUCGAGAAGGGGCUGUUGAGCCCUCGGUGUGAGGCAGGAGUCCCUGGGAUCACGGUGCAGGUUCAGCCCGACACCAACGCCAUGCCCCUGGGUCAGAGGAGUGAGCUGAGGAAGCUGGAGGAAGACCCUGGACCAGGACCAGGCCAGGGCCUGGAGGAGGCACAGCAGUGCGGGGCUGGAGGGGUGGAGGCCCUACCUCCCUCCUCCGCCUCUGCCUCCUCCCAGUCCACCGUCCCGUCCCUCUCCUGCUCUGCCCUGUCUCUGGGCCCCCCGGAGGAGGGGUCUGCUGCGGGGACCCCGAGUCCUCCCCAGAGCCCUCAGAGGGCCUGCCCCUCGCCCGCGGCCAUGGCAGCCACUGUCUGGAGCCUGCCCGACCAGGGCUCCAGCAGCUCAGAUGAGGAGGGGUCCAGCACCUGGGAGGAGUCCGAAGAAGCCGAGCCUCGGCUCUCAGACGUGCUCCAGGAGAAGACAGCUGACCUGGUGGGGUUCCUGCUCCUCAAGUAUCUCACCAAGGAGCCGACCAGCCAGGCGGAGAUGCUGGCGAUCGUCGGCGAGGAUGAGCAGGACGCCUUCCCCGGGAUCCUGGGCCAGGCGUCCAAGUGCAUGCAGCUGGUGUUCGGCGUGGAGGUGAAGGAAGUGGACCCCAGCGAGCACUCCUACGUCCUGGUCCCCGUCCUGGGCCUCACCUGCGACGCGAUGCUGAGCAUUGAGCAGGGCGCGCCCAAGACCGGCUUCCUGGUGGUGCUCCUGGGGGCGAUCCUCCUGGAGGGCGACCGUGCCCUCGAGGAGGUGGUGUGGGAAGCGCUGGGGGUCAUGGGGGUGUAUGCCGGCGAGGAGCACAUCAUCUAUGGGGAGCCCCGGGAGCUCCUGACCAAUGUCUGGGUGCAGGAAGGGUACCUGGAGUACCGGCAGGUGCCCGGCAGUGACCCUGCCCGCUACGAGUUCCUGUGGGGUCCCAGGGCCCACGCGGAAACCAGCAGGUUGCAGGUGCUGGAGUAUUUGCUGCGAGUCUAUCCCGGGCUGCCGGUUCCCUCCCUGGCCCCCUCUGAAGAGGCUGUGAGCCAUGAGGAAGAGGGGGCCUGAGGCCCAGGGGCGGCUGUGGUGCGGUCCCGGCUCCGGCGGGGUCGGCAGCUUGUCCUGCGGGGCGCUGGGCACGGAGUGAGGCCGUUUCUUGGUUCUUCCCUGUGUG
Lutra lutra (Eurasian river otter) is the source of this 1421-nucleotide messenger RNA. It is a transcript of the gene MAGEA4, whose product is annotated as MAGE family member A4. The coding region runs from base 20 to 1315 and encodes 431 amino acids. Gene Ontology annotation, cellular component: nucleus. Lineage: Eukaryota; Metazoa; Chordata; Mammalia; Carnivora; Mustelidae. The record is from RefSeq and is a predicted model, not a curated record. The transcript has 3 exons. Gene Ontology annotation, biological process: negative regulation of transcription by RNA polymerase II.